UUCUUCAGUAACAAACUAAACUUGAAACGUUACGGUACUAAAAAGCUGAUUUUUCGCAUGAAAUUGUUAAAGCAACAGAAAAGGAAUAAAGUAAAUAAAGCUUGAAAAUAAUCAUAAAUAUCAUUCAACAGGUGUUUUGUGAGUGUUUUUUUUUUGGUCUUGCAACCAGCCUGAGAAAUAAUUUGUAUUUUAAUGCUAAAAUAGGGAAUUUGGAUAAAAAAUAUACAAACGACUACAACAAAAACCUAUUGAUAAUUGUAGUGUUUUCUGAUAAAAGAGUUUAAAUAAAAUUAAAAUCAGUUUAAAAAGAGCAAUAAAGAGUGAAUAGAGUUGUUCGUAGAAAAAAAAUCAAGAAGAAAUAAAUAAAAAAAUAUUAAGUUUGUUGCGCAGGCGCACAUGAAUGUGAUACCACAACAAAACGUAAUGUAUGUACGAGUAGUCGUCGUUUCGUCGGUCGGUUACAAGUAUUGUUGUUAUUGAUAUCGCUCCAUAAUAAAAAAUAUAUACAUAUAAUAAUAAAAAAAUCAUAAAAAAAGUUUUGCUUUAUUUAUGGUUUAUUUGUGUGGAAUUGAACCAGGUUGAAAACCUCGUGGCCAAAACCAUUGUAAUGUAGAUUUUUGUUUUAUAUUUAUAAUUUUUGGAGUGUUUUUGGCCUUUUUUGUGUGUAAGAGUGUUUUUUUUAGUUUAUUGUUAAUUUUCGGCCGCAUAUUAUGAAACCGUAAUAAUUCAAUAAUACACAACCACAAAAAGGUGGUGAAUGCCUUAAGAAAAAUAUAAAAAAAACAAAAUAACCAAAAAAAAAAGAUUUAUAAAUAUGUGCUGAUCAUUAUUUACGUGUGUAUGAGAUAUUUGUAAAAAAGAAGAGAAAAAGAAUAAUUAAAAUAAUAAUAAGCCAAAAGUUAAUGAUGUUUAUUUGUUGAAAACAAAAGAAUUUAUAAGAAAUACUUAAUAGCAAAAGAAAAGUAUUGUAUGGAAAAAUUAACAUAAAAUAACAAAAUUUUUAUUGAAGGUGUUAACAAAUUCAUUAGUUGUAACGGUUUUAAAGUUACAUAUUUUGUGGGUUUUAAACAAUACUGUUUAACACAAAUAACCUUAAAUACAAGAAAUAUUUUGGAUUUUAACGUUUUACAAAUUUAACAACAGCCAGCCUGACAAAUAUUAUUCGGAAAAUCCAAUUAAAAUCUUAACAAUACAAAUGGGAUUAGAAGCAAUAUCAACAACAAAAACAGCAACAAUAUUACAAACAAAUCUAGCUCCUAGUGAUGCAAGAAAAGACAAACAUUUAAAUUUUUGAUACAAAAGUGUUGUCAACAUUUACACUGGCACUUGAACAUACAAUUGUACUUGUUUAUAAUAAUGAUCAAUAAUAUUUGUGAAACUAAUAAAUCUGCAAAAACAGACACGGCCUUUAAAGCAACGACAACAGCGGCAAUUGUGGACAACAGACACAAUGAUGGUGAUGAGUCCCAUGAUGUUGCAACAGCGAAUAAUAACAACAAUAGUAGGGGUGGGAUAGUACAAACUACAUAUGGUCAUGGCAUUUGGUAUAGUGAAAUUAUUGAUGGUGCCAGUAAUACAAAUAAUAAUAAAAUUUUCCAUCAUCAACAACAAUAUUACAAUAAUGCCAAUAAUAACAACAGCAACAACAAUAAUAAAGAGAAUGCAGUCAAUAGAAAUGUAUGGUCAACAACGCGUAGUGAUGUUGUAAAGGAUCAACAACAGAAACAGCAUCAAACUCUUAACAAUAAUACGAAUAAUGAGUGUGAUAUUAUUAUUGUAGAUAUAGAAAAUGAUGACAAUGAUAAUGUUGAGGUUAAGGGGGAACAGCAACCAAUAUACAGUGUACCUCAAAAAUUUUUCAUAAAUGCAAAUAUGCAUUUUUCCAAAAAUAAAGCAACAUCAAUUUAUGACAGCAAACAUAUUGCCAAUGAUGGAAAAGUUGAUUGCAAGGCUGUCGUUAACAAUAACACGGUUGCAAUAGUUAAUGGCGAUGAGGAGGAUGAUGAUGAUUCGUUUGCAUCAAUGGAAACCCUUUCGGAUAAUGUCUCAAUAUGGAUAGAUGGUGAAAAACAUUGGGUGGCAGGUGUUGAUGCGAAUACAACCUGUUCAGAUCUAAUCUGGGCACUGCUCAAUUAUCAAAAUGGACAACAAGUCAGUCAGCAGCAAACGCAACAUCAACAUGCGUUUGCUUUAGCCACGACAAUGCCAUCGGAAAAUGGGGAAAAUAUUGCUACAUCUGUGAUUAACAAAACAAAUAGUAAUCAAUGUGAAAAGCAUAUAAUGCAACAGCAACAUCAACGACAACAGCAGCAGCUGCUGCAGCAACCACCAAAAGCAUAUGAUACAAAUGUUAUAGAUUUUAGUUUUAGCAAGAGUACAAAUGAGGACAAUAGCAAUAUGCAAUUUACAGGCAAGAAACCAAAUAUUCCAAAUACAGCUAAUACCAACAACACAACAAAUCCCAAUACCACUACCAGCAACACCAUUACCACGACUAUUAAUCAAUCAAUGCCAAUAAAUACCAAAGAAAAUUGCAAAAUAAUCCCAAACUCAACGUCAGCGACAGCAACGACGACUGCAGAAGCUGCAUUAUCAGCCACACCGAUUAUAUCAUCAUCUGCACCUGUUCCAGUUAUGACACCACCGCCACCUACACUUUUACCUCUAACAUUGCCACCUGGCAUCACAACUGUUUCGCAACUUGCCACCGAGUAUGUCAUCGUUAAACAGUAUCAUCACUGUGAGGAAUAUCUUGAUGGUAGUACAAAAGUUUUUGAUGUUUUGCCACGACGUGAUGGUUCGCAUAGAAAGGAGUGUGAAUUGUUGUUACGCCAUUUGGGUCCCGCACCAGCCGUAUACAUCAAUAAUACAACACCACAGUUGUCAUCAUUAAUCUCCACCGACAAGGACAGCGGCAUGGGUAGUCCGGUGGGUAGUGCACGUAGUGCUAAGUUUCGUCGUCGCAAGCAUAAAUCAUCCCAAUGGCUGGCACAGGCCAAUACGCUGCAUCCGAAAUUAUCACGCUGUACAAUGGGCAAUGAGCGUCUGAUGAAAAUAAUUUUAGCUCAGGAUGAGACAAUACAGCGGCAAUUGUCACUGUUACGUGAAAAGGAACGUCAAAUUACCAAGAUUGAAGAGGAGAAACAUCGUAAACGUGAACGUGAGUUGGGUAAAAACUAUUUGCUGGAAACCUAUUUAAAUGGUUUAGAUGAAGCCGAAUGCGAACCGGAAAUACAAGAUGGUGAAGAGAUUUUUAUAGAUGAACCAUAUCAUCGAGCAACCACAAUACCAGCAAUGCUACAAACAACAACAACAACUCCUAGGACAACAAAUAUGCCUGCAGGAGCAACGUUAGCUGCUGGAGCCGUAACCGAUAAUAUACCAUCAGCAGCGGAGGCAUUUAAUAUUAUGGCAAAACAUAAACUCAAGGAUAAGGAAGUAAAAAAAGAAAAGAAAAAGAAACGACACAAAGAAAAAUCCACAAUAGAUGAAAAAACUCCAGCUAAGGAUUUUAAUUUAAAAACAAAUAAAAAUAAAGAUAAAGAAAAGGUGGAUAAACAACAACAACAUCAUCACCAUCAGCAGCAUGAAUUGAAUGCUAUAGAUGGUAAACAUCACCUCAAGGACAAUGAACAGGAAAUUGAAAUGCAAAUGUUGUGGUUGGAAAAAAUCUACACUUUAAAUAAACAACUACAAAAGGAGGAAGAGCUGGCUGCCAAAUUGCAUGGCAAGGUACGCAAACAUCAGCUAAGGAUGGCCCAACAGACACAACGAGAGGCACAAAUGGAAAUUGAAAAACUGGAUAAUAAUUUGGCUCUACAAUGUGGAGAUAUACGUAAAGUUGAAGCUAACCUGAUGCAAACAAAUGAACAAUUACAAAAGAAAUUGCUUAUUUUGGAACGACUUAGUAUAGAAUAUUUGCAGGAGCAGCAAGAAAAGGAUAUAACUGAUUCGCAACAAGAUAAUAAACAGACUACUCAAAGACAAGGGGAUACCAAGACUGUUACAAAAGACUUAACAAAUCCACUUAUAAAUGAUACCAACACUAUACUCAGCAACUUGGAGAAAUCUAUAGAUAUAGAAAAAUUAUCCUUAAAUAACAUUAAAUCAAAAGAAGAGGUAAUACAAUUAGAGAAGAUUAUAGCCAAACCAAGUAUACAAUUAUGCUCUAAUAACAAGCAGCAGUUGGAGCCAAAACAAGCUGUAACCAUGGCUAAUAAUCCUGCAAUAGUAAAUAUGAAAACAACAGCAUUUCCUUUAAUAAAACAACAACAACAGCAGCAGCAGCGAGAUAAUCAAAGACUUACAAAUGAAAUAAGAGCAAAUUCCAUUAAUGGUACUUCAAAUUCAACGAAUCGUAAUAUUACUAUUACAAAUACAGAUAAUCAGCUAGAGCAGCAGCAACAACAACAACUUACAACUCCCCCCAUAAUGUCAACAACAGUUACAGCAAACACUUUGCACAGUGAAUCGGCAUUAUCUAACAGUACAAUGUCAACGUCAUGUAUGUUUAUUGAUAAAAAUAUGUUGUCGUCAUUACAUGUACAAAAUGCCAAAACCAUUAAGAAACAAAUGUUUCAUACACAAACAACAACAGCAGCAACAACAACAACACCACCAGCAGCAACAUCUUUAUUACCACAACUACCAACUCAACCCCCGCCACAACCAAGUGCAUUCCCUAAACAAAAAUUUCAACAUAUUUUACAGCAACAUCAACAACACAUGCCAAUGGCAUCUACAUUUCUAACCUCAAGGCCACAAAAUUUUCACCAAAUACCAGCUACAAAUAUUGUUUUAGUACAACAACCUUCACCCUUCUCUGCUACAUCAUCUUCUAAUUUUACAACAUCACCAUCGUCAUCAUCAUCACUAACGUCAUCAUCUGUACCAGUACCACCAGCAGCAACAGUAUCCAUAUUAAAAGCCUCACAACCACCCACCUCAGCAUCUCCCUCACCCUCUAUAAUGGCCAUGAAUACUGUAGAUAUAAGUCAAUUGGGUACAUUGGUCUAGCGCACAUGGCCUGGCCGGAGUAUAUAGAAGUGAUGAUGAUGAUGAUUAUGAUGACUUAUUGUGUACAUUAGAGAAGUCUCAUUGUAAUUAAGAAAUUUAUAUAUUUAAUAAUAAUAUUUUCUUUAUUAGAAUUUAAGUUAAAUUUAAGCAUUAAUAAGCAGAAUAAUGACUUGUUUUGUUAUUGACCUGUAUGGAGGAUUUCGUAUAGAGAAGAGAUUUUGGAAAAAAAAAUUACUAAUGAUUUUUAAAACUUAUAUAAUGCACACUAAAGCCAUUUUUACAAGAUCAUCUGGGUUACUUUAUAUUUAAUGAAGAUCAAAUGCAAUAAAUUGUUUUAAUGUUCUUUGAUGCACUUUUCCUGGUAUUCUGAUAAAAAAUAGUAUAAGGGUAGAAAUACAAUAUUGCGGCUGCGGAGGCGGAUAUUUUUUUAUAUUGAGUUUUGAUAACUUAAACGGUUGAAGAAAUCCGCACCAAAUUAAAAUUUAUUUUAAUUUGUUUACGGAUUUUCUCUCAUUUACAUUUAGAGUUGCUAUGUCAUUCAUACUUUUCAUGAACAAAAACCAUGUGGUGAAUAAAUAAACUAUGAAAUACAAAAACAAAAAACAAUAAAAUGGUUACAAAAUCCGGAAGCAGAAAACGCAAUCGCAUCCGCAGGUUUGUAUUUCUACUCUAAUAUUGAUAAACCAAGAAAAGUAUAUACAGGGACUAUAUUCAAUAGAUUAAAAGAUUAAAUGGCAAAAUAUCCGCCAAACUUUCCCGCAUCAGUGAUAUCAAUUUUAUAGCAAUUUUUAAAUUUCUCUAUCUUAAAAUAAGAAAUAUUCUGAAUGCGAAACUCUCUUUCUUAUCCAAAGAUUGCUUUAAACUAUAUUAUUUUGGAUAAUUUUCUGUUUGCAACAUAAGUUUUUAUACUAAUAUGGACAUGCUUAAUAUUAAUAAAUAAAAAUUAAUAAAAAAAUAUUUAAAAUUGGUUUAAUAGCUUUCAAGAUAUCGCUCAUUAUGAUACUAAUUUCAUUAGUUUUAACAAUAUUACAUUGAUUUUGUACAUAAUUCUUAUAAUCUGUUUAUUUAUUAUUUUAGAUAGAAACUAUUGAAUAUAGUCCCAACAUAUAUAUGUAUAAGGGCUUCCCUAUUAUAUGAAAAAUAAUAAAGUGCUGAUAUUCCCUGUUUAAAUGAAAGGUUGUUCUGUUCUAAGAUAUCAUUGCUUAAAAUAUUUAUCUUGCGGUCACUAUUCUUUGAGCUGGGUCAAGGGAUAAAAAUAUCUAUAAUUUUUUAUAUAGAGUCAAGCUCGAUGUCAUGUGUGUUGGUCUGUUUUAUAAACAUGAAAAAUUUUAUGUAAAAAUUUUACAAACAUACUUUUCUAAAUUUCUAGACAUGAUAGCAAUUUAAUGUUAUCUUAAUUCUGGAUCAUUAUAGGAUCAAAGAGACGAUCUAGACAUGACUUUUCAUAUGUCCAUCUUUAAAACCAUUAGUUUAUAUUUACCUUUAUUCUUUAGAUUUUUAACGCAAGUAUUAAGCUAAUAUUAUUAUUAAAAUUACAACCUUUUACAAAGAAUCGAAUUUUCAACUAUAACCAUUUAAAACUCAGGCUUAAAGGGAUCAUAUUUUCAACAAGAUAUAUAAAUAUUCUUAACACAUAGUUCUGAUUAUUUAUAAACAUUCUGAUAACAUCUGAUAAUUUAUAAACAUUUCGAAAAUGGGUGAUAACGGUCCACGAUUUAGCCUAUCCCCCGUAUAAGGUCCUAUUAAUAAUGCAAUUAUAGCGGUUCACAACCAAUUAUUAUUUCUAGAUAAUUCGUUUUUGAUAUCAUUAAUUUAUACUUAAUAAAUUAUUCAAAAAUCUCACCAUAAAAAAUGUAGAAUAAAUCCUAUUAAUAAAUAAAUUGCAGGUACGAGUCUAUCUUCCGAAAUUCAAUAUUUUUUUUUAAUUGAAAGAUCCAAAACUACCUGUGAUUUUUAUAAAGUAUCGACGAUAUACAAUUCAUAACUACAAAUAACAAAAUAACCCAUAAAAAGGACCACUUUCCGAAAUUCAUGUUAGUUUUACAGGUUACGAUUUAUAUAGCCGAAUAUAACAUUCUCCCUUGUUCGGUUUUAUAAAUUCCGAUUUAGACCUUUUUAUUUGAAAUUUGUAUUGGCUUUAAGACGAUUUACAAUUAAACAUCUUAAAGAAAUAACAAUCUAUACGAAAUCUUCCUCAAAUUUCCAAAAAUAAAUAAAUUUAAGUAAUUUAGUUGAAUAUUGUAAUUCUAGAAAUAUUUAAAGUUUAAACAACUAAAAAUCAUUGUUAAAAUACAUUUAAAUAUUUAUA
Messenger RNA from Lucilia cuprina (Australian sheep blowfly), 7324 nucleotides. RefSeq names its product ras guanine nucleotide exchange factor B. The transcript is spliced from 5 exons. Bases 1357 to 5016 code for a protein of 1219 amino acids. Lineage: Eukaryota; Metazoa; Arthropoda; Insecta; Diptera; Calliphoridae. The record is from RefSeq and is a predicted model, not a curated record.